AUGUUUUACGGCUAUCUCGUAGGAACUGUUGGGAAAUGUCACACAGACCCGUUGCGCUCGGCGUUCGACCAGAGGUUAGGUACGUCACGUCACCGUCGCGACCUUAAUACAAGAAAAGCACAGCGGGACGGGGUGCGAGCGGGGCGUGACCACGACGCUACACGUUGUGUUUUAUGGGUAUGCGAUUUAGGUAGUAGUCAAACAGUUCGGGACGGUAACGUCGCGCCCAACGUGACGCCAGCUUUGUCUCCGACUACAAACAUGUACAUGGAGAGAGUUGAAAAACUAAACGAAAGUGUUGCCUGCGAAGCUUGGAUUUGGAAACACCAGCUCUAUAUCCAGAAUUGA
Molecule: messenger RNA, 348 nt
Organism: Pieris macdunnoughi
Lineage: Eukaryota; Metazoa; Arthropoda; Insecta; Lepidoptera; Pieridae
Source: the annotation of a GenBank genome assembly